This is a messenger RNA of Caenorhabditis bovis, 225 nucleotides long. Lineage: Eukaryota; Metazoa; Nematoda; Chromadorea; Rhabditida; Rhabditidae. The record is from the annotation of a GenBank genome assembly.
AUGCUGAAAUCGUAUUGGGUAUGCGUUGUCGUCGCUCUGUGCGCUCUAUUGAUGGGCUCUGUCAGCGCUCAACAGAAGAGAAGCUCGAUGGGAGGAUCGGCGUUCGGAAGUCUCGACCGAAUUCCGCUCUCAUAUCUCAAGAAAUUCUACGGAAUCCCGAAGAACGCCAAGCGCGAUCCGAGCGAUUUCGACAAAUACAUGGGAUACCGCGAUGAUUACUAUUGA